Zychaea mexicana is the source of this 327-nucleotide messenger RNA. Its product is annotated as 60s acidic ribosomal protein-domain-containing protein. Gene Ontology annotation, cellular component: ribosome; cytosolic large ribosomal subunit. The transcript is spliced from 3 exons. Gene Ontology annotation, molecular function: ribonucleoprotein complex binding; protein kinase activator activity; structural constituent of ribosome. Gene Ontology annotation, biological process: cytoplasmic translation; translational elongation. The record is from RefSeq and is a predicted model, not a curated record. Lineage: Eukaryota; Fungi; Mucoromycota; Mucoromycetes; Mucorales; Lichtheimiaceae. The coding region runs from base 1 to 327 and encodes 108 amino acids.
AUGUCUUCUGAUCUUGCCAUCGUCUACGCUGCCCUCAUCCUCAAGGAUGACAAUGUCGAAGUCACCUCUGACAAGCUCCAGACUCUUGUCAAGGCUGCCGGUUUGACCGAAAUCGAACCUAUCUGGUUCUCGCUCUAUGCGAAGGCUCUCGAGGGUCAGGACCUCAAGGAAUUGAUCUUCAACGUUGGUGCCGGUGCCGGUGCUGCUGCUGCUGGUCCCGCUGCUGGUGGUGCUGCUGCUACUGAAGAGGCCGCUGCCGAGGAAGAGAAGAAGGAAGAAGAAAAGGAGGAAUCCGAUGAAGAUAUGGGCUUUGGUCUUUUCGAUUAA